This is a messenger RNA of Monodelphis domestica (gray short-tailed opossum), 897 nucleotides long. Its product is annotated as vomeronasal 1 receptor monDomV1R1272. Lineage: Eukaryota; Metazoa; Chordata; Mammalia; Didelphimorphia; Didelphidae. Gene Ontology annotation, cellular component: membrane. Gene Ontology annotation, molecular function: pheromone receptor activity. Gene Ontology annotation, biological process: G protein-coupled receptor signaling pathway. The record is from RefSeq and is marked provisional.
AUGAUUUCUCAUGAUGAAGUGCUAUGGAUCAUCUACUUUAUGCAAUUAAUAACUGGUGUUCUGGGGAAUAGCUUCCUUUUUUGCAUAUAUAACUAUAAUUUUAUGACCGGCUACAAGAAAAGACCCAUUGAUCCAAUACUUAUUCAUUUGGCUUUUGUCAAUGACAUGUUUCUUCUCCUCAGGGGAAUUCCACAGAUGAUAAGAGUGUGGAGACAGGGAUAUUCCCUGAACGACAUUGAGUGUAAACUCAUAACUUACUUCCAAAGAGUAUUCCGGGGACUUUCUCUCUCUAGUACUAGUCUCCUGAGUGUCUUCCAGGCCAUUAUCAUCAGUCCCACCAGCCUCUUUUGGGGUAAAGUUAAAAGCAAAGCCCCAAAUUUUGUAUUACCAUGUGGUCUUCUCUGUUGGAUUUUUAAUCUGUUGAUAGAUGUAUUUGUACUCGUCUAUGUGACAGGUCCAAGGAAUAACACAACUAAAGAGAGAAUGAAUUGGGGGUACUGUUCUCUGGAUACAGAUGCUAUGAGUCCUUUAAAAGUUGUCAUAUGGAAGACUCUCUAUGAUUUUAUAUUUGUGGCUAUAAUGGCUUGUAGUAGCAUCUACAUGGUAUUUUUCCUUUAUAGACAUCAUCAGCAGGUCAAGCACAUUCACCACACCAGUCCAUCUCUCAGUGCAUCCCCUGAGAUCCAAGCCACUAAAUCCAUUCUGCUAUUGGUGAGCUCUUUUGUCUGCUUUAAUGCAGUCAGUGGCCCAUUUAUUCUUCAUAUAGAACGUUCUAAAGGAGCCAUUUCUUGGGCAUAUUAUGUCUCUACUAUUCUUUCAGUAUCUUUCCAAUCAGUCAGCCCCUUUGUGCUGCUCAGCAGUGAUACUCAGAUUCCCAGGUCCUUCUGUAUUCUUUAA